Molecule: messenger RNA, 876 nt
Organism: Camellia sinensis
Lineage: Eukaryota; Viridiplantae; Streptophyta; Magnoliopsida; Ericales; Theaceae
Source: RefSeq, a predicted model, not a curated record
AUGGAAGCAGUAACGAGAUCUUCCACUAGAAUCCUUGUAAACAACUUCAAUGGCAAAAGCUUACCUUUGUCGAGAGCCCCUCUUGGGAAACAGAUCAACUUCUUCGGAUCUUUGAUUCUCUUCUCAAUCCCGCUCAAGAAGACAGUUCAAUGCGUCCCUUUAUCAAAAACAGAGUUUCUUGUUAACCAAACACGGGUUUCUACUACAGCAGAUGCUGGGAUCCAAACAAUGCGUGAUGACCCUAUUUUAAGUUGCUGGGAUGCCUCAGAUGCUGUACCACUAAACUGGUCAAAUGGACACUUGUGGACUGCUGAGCUGGAUGAACCUGUGGAGAGGUCAAUACAAUUCAAGUACGUACUUAGAGGAAGCAAGGGGGAAAUUUUCUGGCAACCUAGCCUGGGCCGAUUUUUCCAGACAUGGGAAACAAACAACACAAUUACCAUUACUGAAGAUUGGGAGAAUGCUGAGGCUCAGAAGAUAACCGAGCAGCAAAUGACGGAUCCAAAUGAGGAACUGGUGAAUGUUUUUACAAUAGAAUCACUUGUCGAUGAUAGUGUUACUAAUCUAAUAGAAGAAUUCAUGUCGAAUGUACAGGAAGAUGUGAUGUCUGCCGAUGAUAUUGCUUUUCCCGAAGAUCAACAGACUGUCAACAGAAUCGAAUUCUUUGUAACAGAGAAUGAAACUCAUCAAAAACAGGGGCCAUGGGUCAAUGCAAAAGCCAUCAACAAAAACCAAUGGAAGACUACAAUGGCUGAGAAGAAACCAACAAGUGUGGAACCAGAGGAGUCAGUCUUCACCUAUGAAGGUGGUCAUGUUUUGGUACCUGACUUGAACCCAAUGCCAGCGAUAUCGGCUAAUAAAGCACCUCACAGAUAA